Messenger RNA from Lolium perenne, 924 nucleotides. Its product is annotated as blue copper protein. NCBI's taxonomy places the organism in Eukaryota, Viridiplantae, Streptophyta, Magnoliopsida, Poales, Poaceae. Gene Ontology annotation, molecular function: electron transfer activity. Gene Ontology annotation, cellular component: plasma membrane. The record is from RefSeq and is a predicted model, not a curated record.
UGUUAUAUAGUGUCUCUUAUUCUCAAAGUGGUGCAGAACAUCUUCCUCUGGAGUUAACGAAACGCUAGCACCUGAGAGAGAAGUUGUCCCUCUUUGCUUGAUCGAUAGACCACGAUGGCUCCCGUCGCCAGUUCAUGCUGGGCUUUGGUGGUGGUGUUCCUUGUCGCCCGCGUCUUCCCGGCAGCCGCCACCAGCUUCACAGUCGGCGACAAGUCCGGCUGGACGCUUGGCGUCGAUUACACCACCUGGGCCAGCGGCAACACAUUCAAAGUCGGGGACAAUCUUGUAUUCAACUACGCGAAGGGGCAGCACACGGUGGUGGAGGUGAGCGCGGCCGACUACCUGGCGUGCGCGGCGGCCAACCCGCUCGGCUCCGACAGCAGCGGCGCGAGCACCGUGCCCCUCAAGACCGGCGGCAAGCACUACUUCAUCUGCAGCAUCACCGGCCACUGCGCCGGCGGCAUGAAGCUCGAGGUGACCGUCUCCGGCUCCGGCUCCGGCUCCUCCUCCCCGUCGUCGCCGACACCCACCCCAAGGUCCCCGAACACGCCGUACACGAGCCCGACCCCGACCACCCCGACGCCGACCACACCGUACACGACUCCUACAACGCCAUACACGACGACGCCGACGUCUCCGUCGUGCACGGGCACCACACCUGGCACGACCCCGGUAACGCCGGUGACGCCGGGCACCAUGCCGUUCUAUUAUUACAAUGGCGCCGGGCGGCUCGCGCCGGUGGGGUGGGCUAGCUUUGCCUUGGUUUGCACCGCGAUUGUGCAGCUCGGACUGUCAUAGGCUAGCGAGUAGCUCAGCCAGGAUGGAGGCAGUGCUGCUCUUAUAUAUAGGACACCCCGUGUCUGCACUCUGCACCGUGUUAAUUUGUUCUUUGUGGUGCUCAUGGUUUCAUUAAUUUGGAUGAAA